Dinoponera quadriceps is the source of this 737-nucleotide messenger RNA. RefSeq names its product phosphatidylinositol-glycan biosynthesis class F protein (gene PIG-F). Gene Ontology annotation, cellular component: endoplasmic reticulum membrane. The record is from RefSeq and is a predicted model, not a curated record. NCBI's taxonomy places the organism in Eukaryota, Metazoa, Arthropoda, Insecta, Hymenoptera, Formicidae. The transcript has a single exon. The coding region runs from base 23 to 721 and encodes 232 amino acids. Gene Ontology annotation, biological process: GPI anchor biosynthetic process.
AUACAAUAUUCGUCGCGGCGAGAUGAAUGUCGGACGCAAGACCGAGCAGAGGCUGCUGCUGUCUUACUGCUCCUUCACCUGCAUCUACUUCCCCGGCAUCCUGAUAUUAGCGAAAUUCAACGAUAAUCUGUACAACGUCGGCAAGUACAAGUUCCUGCCGGUGCUGCUGAUACUCGUCUUCGCCGAGGUGAUAAAACUGCUGUUUCCCAUGGUGCAAACGGAGGCGCCCACCAUCGUCAGGAUCGAGCAACGGGCGUCGCCGAAGGCGAAGAAGUCCUGGUCGAGGAGUCUCAGGGAGCUCUUCAAGUUCUCGCUCGCCGCAUUCGCGCUCUCGGUGGUUUACUACAUCGCGAUUAUCCUGUUCGGCGCACCCGUGCUGACCGAUCACGAGGAGACCACCAUGCUCGUGAUCACCCUGCUGACUCUGACCUUGGUACCCACCAGCCUGCACCUGGGCGUGGACAAUGCGUUGGACGUGCUCAUGGGAGCCUAUUCGCAGAAGGGUAACAUCCUCGUGGACGCCCUGAGGAUCAACAUACAAGCGACGAUAUUGGGCACGUGGCUGGGCGCCACUGUGAUCCCCCUCGACUGGGACCGCCCCUGGCAAGUCUGGCCGGUCCCCUGCGUCAUAGGCGCGCUGUUGGGCUACCUGGUCGCACAUUUCAUCACCUUGAUCAGGACCCUUCCCGCGCUCAAACUCCACAGAAAGGUUCACCGAUAAUGCAGCGGACAACCGA